AUGUCUAUAUUAAAACACUUAGCUGUGGAAGAUGUAGCAUAUAGUAAACUGCCUCAACUGAUCCCACCAUUUUUGGGUUUCAACAUAGAGAUCAAUUAUGUGAAAAUCACUAAAAUUGUAGCGUGCAAUGGCCAUGAUUUGACGGUUCUUUUCUGGCCGUACAACAUCAAGGAUUUGGACAAUACCAAUUUGUACACCGCACCAAUUUUCACUAUCCAAAUUACCAAGUUUCAAUGUGGCAGCCUGGCUGUAGCAAUUAGUGCCUUGCUCCUUGUAAUGGACGGUUUCACAAUCAUGCACUCUAUUUUUGAGUGGGCAAAUGCGUGUAGAUUGGGGACUCCUAUCGACAAGAUCAACAAUUUCUUGAGCUUCAAUGGUGGUGAUAUUUUCCCAACAAGAGACUUAUCAAGGUACUUCAAGCUUCCUAUUCCACAAGAAGGAAGCAAAGAAGAUAAAUUUUUCUCCAAGAGGUUUGUUAUCAAAGAGGCUGCUAUAUUGAGGCUCAAAGAGAAAUUUGCAAGCUUCAUUGAUUCAGGUGCUUUGGAUUUUAAACCUUCGAGAGUUGAGCUGAUUUCAGCACUGUUAUGGAGAGCUUUAAUCCGUGCUUCGGCAACAAUAAAUGGGAGCUUGAGACCUUCUAUGAUGGGUUUUUCGCUGAACUUGCGCUCUAAAGUUAACUUACCUGAAAUAAACAAAUCCGUGCGGAAUUUGGUAAUUGAUGUUCCAGUGAAAUUCAUACCUGGGGAGACACAAAUGGAGUUACAACAUCUUGUAAAAUUGAUCAGGGAUGCAGUGAUGAAAGUUGUUGCUUCAUGUUCCGAGGCUUCACCAGACGAGAUAGUUUCACACGUGGCGAACUUAUAUACCGAAAGUUUUCAAGCACCAGAAUGGGGAAAUAACGAUGACGUUGACAAAUUUACGUGUUCAAGUUUAUGCAGGUUUCCUAUGCAAGAUGCUGAUUUUGGUUUGGGAAAACCAUGCUUGAUGUUUUUUGGAUUGAAAGAUAUGAAUAUGUUUUGGUUGCACGAUACGGUUUGUCGUACUGGUGUUGGCCUACAAGUCGACUUGGAUGAAAGGCACUUGCAGUUAUUUGAAUCCGACCACGAUCUUAAGGCUUUCAUCGAACCCUUCUAG
Messenger RNA from Lycium barbarum (goji berry), 1134 nucleotides. Its product is annotated as acetyl-CoA-benzylalcohol acetyltransferase-like. Bases 1 to 1134 code for a protein of 377 amino acids. Lineage: Eukaryota; Viridiplantae; Streptophyta; Magnoliopsida; Solanales; Solanaceae. The transcript is spliced from 3 exons. The record is from RefSeq and is a predicted model, not a curated record.